AUUCAUGCUGUCAAAAUAUUUGGAGUGGAAUAGGAAAUCGAUCGAUUGUUAUUCGUAAAUAAUUAAAUAUUCAUAUGAAGGUUAAGCACUGUUCUAUUUUAAACAAGCUUAAAAUUCCAAAACAGAAAGCGUGGAGAGCCUUACCUACCAGUGCACCCUUGCCCUUGAAAAUAUAGUGCAAUGAGUCCUGUUGAAAGUGUACCAGUUGCUGUCCUCAACAAUGUUGAUGAUUAUGUGGAGUUACUUUAUGAUGAUAUCCCAGAGAAAAUCAAAGGAUCUGCACUAAUAUUACAGCUUGCUAGAAACCCAGACAAUUUGAUUGAACUGGCCCGUAAUGAGGCUUUACUGAGUGCCCUGUCUCGGGUACUCAGAGAAGAGUGGAAAAGAAGCAUAGAAUUAAGCACCAAUAUUGUGUACUCAUUCUUCUGCUUUUCUACCUACAAUGAUUUCCAUCCAAUCAUCAUUCAAUACAAAAUUGGCUCACUCUGCAUGGAUGUUAUUGAUUAUGAACUAAAAAGGUAUGACCAGUGGAAAGAGAAAGUUGAAGGGAAGAAACAGAUACUUACUCCUGACAAGAGUGAAUUACCAAAGAGCCGUAUUCCAGAGCCGAAGCGCCGUCCGAAGUCAGGCACGUGGGCGGUGGCUGAUGUAAACCUACAGAAAAGUCGCACCUUAGUCUCCAGCUACCAUGAGGACCUGUGCAAUGCCUCAGACGACUGUCUCUCCAAAAACGACGAGGAACAAAUGAGAAGAAAGCUUAAAACUCUUUCUAAACGACAAGAGCAGCUUCUGAGAGUAGCUUUCUACAUGUUAUUGAAUGUAGCAGACAAUGUCAAAGUUGAGGAGAAGAUGCACAAGAAAGAUAUUGUUGGUCUCCUCAUCGGCGCCAUGGAGAGGCAUUCUAAUAUUGACCUACUUAUCCUCAUUGUUUCAUUCUUACAAAAACUUUCAGUUUUCAUAGAAAAUAAAAAUAGCAUGGCAUCCAAAGGCAUUGUUGAAAAGUUGGCACCAUUAUUGGAGUCGCCUAACGCAGAUUUAGUUAAUGUGACGCUAAAACUAUUAUUCAAUCUUACAUUUGAUACUAAACUACGCAACAAAAUGAUUAAAAUGGGCUUACUCCAGAAGUUCAUCAACUUUACAAGUGACGAUAAGCACAUUAAUUUGGCAAUGAAAAUCCUGUAUCAUCUGAGUAUGGAUGAUAGAGUCAAGUUAAUGUUCACGCAGUCGGAUUGCGUCAAACUGUUGACGGACAUGCUUCUAUUGAACGUGAACAGCGAGAGCGGAAUCGGUGGCGGCGCGAGUACCGACGUGCUCUUAGCUUUAUGCGUGAACCUCGCGUGGUGCGAGCGCGCGGCGCAGCAGAUGGCCGCCGAGGGCCGCCUCAGGGAGCUGCUGACCCGCGCCUUCCGUCAUCGUAACACAAUGCUUAUGAAGCUGGUCAGGAACCUGUCGCACCACGCGCAGAAUAAACCGCUCUUUGUGGAAUUCGUAGGAGACAUUGCCGGGGCCGUGACCAGCAGCGACGCCGCCGAAGAGUUCGUGAUCGAAUGCAUCGGCACUCUCAGCAACAUACUCGACUUCAACGGCGCCCUCGACAUUUUCGCCGUCGUCGAGCGAUACAACCUCAUUCCGUGCAUCAUGAAGAUAUUAGACCCUGACAGCAGCAGCGACCCGGAGCUGGUGCUGGAGGGCGUGGUGCUGGCGGGCGCGCUGGGCGCGGAGCCGCGCGGCGCGGGCGCGCUGGCCCGCGCGGGCGCGCCCGACGCGCUGGUGGCGCUGCUGCGCCUGCGCCAGGCCGACGACGAGCACGUGCUGCAGACCGUGUUCGCCUUCCGCCAGCUGCUCGCGCACCGCCCCACCGCCGAGUACCUCGUGUCGCGCACAGAAGCUCCCGCCUAUCUCAUCGACCUCAUGCAAGAUAAAAAUGUGGAGAUCAGAAAGAUGUGCGACUCGUGUCUUGAUAUUAUUUCUCAAAUGCAAAACGACUGGGCAGCUAGAAUUAAGGUGGAGCGUUUCCGUUGCCACAACGGGCAGUGGCUCUCUGUGGUGGAGAGCCUGGGCGCGGAGGGCGCGGGCGCGGGGGACGCGGCGGACGAGCUGCCGCCCUACCUCUCCGCCGAGUACCUCACCACGCACCGCCUCGCCACCUCCGAUUCCCAGAUAUCACUCAACGACGAUUCGGACAGUUUGUCGGGUGAAGUUGAUGUUAAUCGCCCUAAUGGAAGAAACACCAGAGAAAGACAAGCGGAUGAAAUGUACGGAACAAAUGCCCUGGCUGAGAAGGCUGUUGAAAACGACGGAUUGUAUACAAAUAACCUCAAAGUAUUUUCGUGAAAUAA
Cydia splendana is the source of this 2339-nucleotide messenger RNA. It is a transcript of the gene Kap3, whose product is annotated as kinesin-associated protein 3. Gene Ontology annotation, biological process: microtubule-based movement; cilium organization. The transcript is spliced from 12 exons. Gene Ontology annotation, cellular component: axoneme; ciliary transition zone; kinesin II complex. NCBI's taxonomy places the organism in Eukaryota, Metazoa, Arthropoda, Insecta, Lepidoptera, Tortricidae. Gene Ontology annotation, molecular function: kinesin binding. The record is from RefSeq and is a predicted model, not a curated record. The coding region runs from base 181 to 2334 and encodes 717 amino acids.